Molecule: messenger RNA, 851 nt
Organism: Mytilus californianus (California mussel)
Lineage: Eukaryota; Metazoa; Mollusca; Bivalvia; Mytilida; Mytilidae
Product: collagen alpha-1(XXI) chain-like
Exons: 6
Coding region: 51-716 (221 amino acids)
Source: RefSeq, a predicted model, not a curated record
CCAGGAUAUUUUUCUAUAAUUUGUCACAUUAACGUCAAGAACAAGGAAACAUGAGAAAUAUGACUAUAUUAUUAGCAAGGCUACUUAUAUUACUAGUAGCCGUUACCUUAACCGAGGGCGGUUCUGUAGAAAUACCAUUACAAAAUUUUACAGGAAAGAGAGAUGUGGUUUUCAUUCUUGACUCGUCAGCCAGUGUUGGAACGGAAAAUUUUCAAAUUAUGAAAAAUUUUGCAAGGUUUAUAACUCGUCUAUUUACUAUUGGGAAGACAAAGACACAAUUCGGCCUAGAUGUAUUUUCAACAACCGUGACGACAGAAAUUAAACUGAAUCAGUACAACAACUGUGAGAGCUGUCUCAUACGGAGAAUAACAAUCGCUAAAUAUAAAGGAAGCUUAACAAAUACUUAUUUUGCCUUAGACCAUGCACGACUUAACAGCUUUUCUAAAAGCUAUGGAGCUAGAACUGGAGUGCCUAAAAUCGCCAUAGUAAUGACUGACGGAAAAUCUCAAGAUAAAGAUAAAACUUGUGAGUCAGCGAAAGAUCUGCGAGAUUCUGAAGUAACCAUCAUGGUUAUCCCCAUUGGCUCUGCGGUUGACGAGAAUGAGAUUGAUUGUAUAGCAUCUCGUCCAUCGUUCAUUUUACCUGUUUCAAAUUUUGAUGGACUGAAGAAACGCGAGUUCAGGGAUAGGGUUGGACGGCAAGUGUUCAGUGUGUAAGGUCCUCCAGACUCUGUAGUCGAACGGGGAGCGCCGGGCAGUGCAGGAUAAAAAAGAUACAAUAGCUGCUGUAUGAUAAAAGCUUACGUUUGUGAUAUGAUAUUUUAAAAAAUACACAAAAUAAACUUAAUAAUC